AUGUCCACUAGGUGGAAAUUUGUUGUGCAUGGAUGUGUUGAUGGCUACUCAAGGAAAGUAAUGUACUUAUCAUGCAGUGGAAAUAACAAAGCAGAUACAGUGCUUACAGCAUUUUUGCAAGCCGUUUCUGACCAUGGGCUUCCUUCCAGAGUAAGAGGGAACCACGGUGUUGAGAAUGUGGAAAUGACAUGGUAUAUGUUGACUCACCCUACUAGAGGACCAGGUAGAGGCAGCUACAUUACAGGACCAAGUGUGCACAAUCAGCGCAUUGAACGCUUGUGGCGAGAUGUAUUUGUUUCAUGUCUCUACAUUUACUAUUCUGUUUUUCAGUAUCUUGAAGAAUCUGGCUAUUUAGACUUGUCACAUAAUGUCCAGCUAUUCUGUUUACAUUAUGUGUUUAAGCCACGAAUUAAUGCACACCUUCAGAAUUUUACAAGCUCAUGGAACAAUCAUCCUAUACGGACAGCUGGAAAUAGGACACCAAACCAACUGUGGAUAGGUGGACUCACACAAGUACAGUUGAGUUGCAAGAACAGUUAACUCAGGUAAAGUAACAGUGUAUUUGAGUUUAUGGCCACAGCCUGCAUCUAUAUACACAUACUGUAACUUUACAAUUUUAUUAAUAUUUUUUGAGGUAAAACCAAACAGCUUUAUGCACAUGAUUUGCUAACUAUUUUAACAAAGUGACUGUCUUGCUAGGAAGGGUACAAAACUUAAAUAAAGAGGUAAAAACAACUUUACAUUCAGAAAAAUAGGAUUUAUUUCUUCAAAUUUGUAUCAAGUGAAACCAAAGAAUACUUUGAUCAAAGAACCACUGCACUUUUGGCUUGUACAAUAUCAAUAGGGGUCGUCAGCGUGAGUAUUGCUAUAUUGGCCGCCUUCCGCUAGCAAGUUUUGUGGAAAGAUAAAAGUUAUAUUUCGCAGUAUCUGCUCUGUUAGGACUGGAGUCACUAUGGGAUAGAUUUUGAAGGACUUCGACCACAAACAGAGACAGGUGUAGAAGUUGCUGUUGAUGAUAUCCCAAAUCCACUCUCAGACAGAGAUUUCUGUGACCUGUCACAACAAGUCAACCCACUUGCCCAUGAUGAAAGUUACGGGAUAGAUGUCUAUAUCCAGCCUUAA
Molecule: messenger RNA, 1122 nt
Organism: Porites lobata
Lineage: Eukaryota; Metazoa; Cnidaria; Anthozoa; Scleractinia; Poritidae
Source: the annotation of a GenBank genome assembly